CAGCACCGUCAGCCUGAGGGUUCGCUCCAGGGCCAGGCCUGGAGCCGGCGCCCUUAACAGCCCCUGGAGAGUCUGAGACCACUCAGGGCGGGGCGGCUGCCGGAGGUUGGGCUGUGGCUCCGUGGCGGGUUCCAGAGGGGCGGAGCCAAGGGCUGGGCGUUCCCCCGGGCGGGGCUUCUCGGGGGCGGGGCGGGCCCCUGUGUUUGUUGCACCGUGUCAGUUACUUUGAAACAAAAGUGCUGCAGCCGCUGCUCCAGCCCGCACCCUAGGCCAGCCCGCUGACUGCUGUCGCCGACAUGGAACCCGUGGCCAGCAACAUCCAGGUCCUGCUGCAGGCGGCCGAGUUCCUGGAGCGCCGUGAGAGAGAGGCCGAGCAUGGUUAUGCGUCCCUGUGCCCGCAUCGCAGUCCGGCCCCCAUCCACAGGAGGAAGAAGCGACCCCCCCAGGCUCCUGGCACGCAGGACAGCGGGCGGUCUGUGCACAACGAACUGGAGAAGCGCAGGAGGGCCCAGUUGAAGCGGUGCCUAGAGCGGCUGAAGCAGCAGAUGCCCUUGGGGGCCGACUGCGCCCGAUACACCACACUGAGCCUGCUGCGCCGCGCCAGGAUGCACAUCCAGAAGCUGGAGGAUCAGGAGCAGCGGGCCCGGCAGCUCAAGGAGAGGCUGCGCAGCAAGCAGCAGAGCCUGCAGCGGCAGCUGGAGCAGCUCCGGGGGCUGGCAGGGGCGGCUGAGCGGGAGCGGCUCCGGACGGACAGCCUGGACUCCUCAGGCCUCUCCUCUGAGCGCUCAGACUCAGACCAAGAGGAGCUGGAGGUGGAUGUGGAGAGCCUGGUGUUUGGGGGUGAGGCCGAGUUGCUGCGGGGCUUCGUCGCCGGCCAGGAGCACAGCUACUCGCACGGUGGCGGCGCCUGGCUAUGAUGUUCCUCACCCAGGGGGGGCCUCUCUGCCCUCCGCUCGCGCCAGGCCCACCUGCCAGGCAGGAGCUCUUCCCAAGCCUUCAGGGCUGCUCGGAGUCACCUGUUGGAAUGGACUAAAAGGACCCUUGUGUGCGAACAGGUGCUCUGCAAACACCCUGCUGCUGGCUGCCAGGCAGGCCCUCUGGAAGGGGAAGGGGCAGGACUCAUCAGGACGUCCCUGGACCCCUGCAGGGCAGGCAGCUUGGGCCUGAGCCCAAGCACUUGGCUCUGCUGCCCCCAAGGGGACAGGAAGCCUCUUGGGCCUCUUCCCUUCCUGGACAAGGCCCCCUGGCCUUUGCCUCACAUAAACUGUACAGUAUUUUCAUUAAAAGCCUCUUUCAUAACUUCC
Piliocolobus tephrosceles (Ugandan red Colobus) is the source of this 1304-nucleotide messenger RNA. It is a transcript of the gene MXD3, whose product is annotated as MAX dimerization protein 3. NCBI's taxonomy places the organism in Eukaryota, Metazoa, Chordata, Mammalia, Primates, Cercopithecidae. The record is from RefSeq and is a predicted model, not a curated record. Bases 297 to 917 code for a protein of 206 amino acids. The transcript has 6 exons. Gene Ontology annotation, biological process: regulation of transcription by RNA polymerase II. Gene Ontology annotation, molecular function: protein dimerization activity; RNA polymerase II cis-regulatory region sequence-specific DNA binding; DNA-binding transcription factor activity, RNA polymerase II-specific.